Messenger RNA from Saccostrea cuccullata (small rock oyster), 837 nucleotides. RefSeq names its product transmembrane protein 160-like. Lineage: Eukaryota; Metazoa; Mollusca; Bivalvia; Ostreida; Ostreidae. The transcript is spliced from 5 exons. The coding region runs from base 245 to 679 and encodes 144 amino acids. The record is from RefSeq and is a predicted model, not a curated record.
AAUUGCGUUUCGCUUCUUUUCCGAGAAGAAUGUAUAAUUAAUGUCAAAAGUCAAAACUUAUAAAUCAUAUGCCACCAUCCUUCACUGAUUAUAACGAUGGCAAAAACAUUUAGAAAUCUGAAGACCAAGACUGGAAAGUUUGUUAUCACCAUGGAAACAAAAUUUCAUUCAUAACAAGUCAAGAUGUACAGAAACAGUAGCUUUUCUUCAAGGAAUACAGAAGGACUGUACGUCCUGUAGAGUGAUGUGCACAAAAACAGACUCCAAGGAGAAAGGAUACAUCUAUAUAGACAAUAAAAUGUCCUCAGAGGCCAUUGAAAACUCGGCAUGGGCUUGUCGAUUAGCAAAUGAAAAUGGAUAUCUUUCAUGGUGUCGAAAUUCUUACCUGAUGACCGGUGUUGGAGUGGGAAUGCUGUACAAGGGACAAACAGCUGUGGCUGAAUUGGCCGGUUAUUCAUCCAUGUUGCUGGCAGGAGUCAAUGUGUCAUGGGGAACCUAUAUUUUCAUCUAUAACCUGUUUUUUCUGAAGGACCGGGUAGGAAUGACGGGGGGAUUUGUUGCUCUUCAAACUCUGGCUGCCAUCAUUCAUGCUAUAGUGUAUGUGAUGGUUCUCAUUGGUUUUGCAGCUGAAAGUGACAAAUAUUUUCAAAAACAUAAAAAGGAAAUCAAAAAUGACUAACAAGCUUAAAUGAUGUGUAAACCUUGAUAUAUCUUGUUGUUUUAUUUUUCAGACACGUACAUGUAAAUGUUAUAUAUGCUUUUGAAUGAGUUCUAUGCUAUUAACAGUUUAAUGAAUGAAUGUUGUCAUUGAGAGCAAAUCUGAAAUAUUUUAUACUC